This is a messenger RNA of Gadus macrocephalus (Pacific cod), 2059 nucleotides long. RefSeq names its product CDC42 effector protein (Rho GTPase binding) 5 (gene cdc42ep5). The coding region runs from base 196 to 1164 and encodes 322 amino acids. NCBI's taxonomy places the organism in Eukaryota, Metazoa, Chordata, Actinopteri, Gadiformes, Gadidae. The record is from RefSeq and is a predicted model, not a curated record. The transcript is spliced from 2 exons.
UCACUUCCUCAACCAAUGCCCAUCCCUUAGGAAAAAAAAUCACACAGGCGAACGACGGCAAGAAAAAUAGACUGGGAAAAGUGGUGAGGGAAGCAGCAGCAGAGCGCCAGAUGUAACUUUUGGAUUCCGCGAAGGGAGCAAGUCUGAUACCAAAGUAUACUGAAGGUGUGUCUCUCCCUCCCUCUCUCUACAGCCAUGCCACUCCACAAGUCCUCCCGGGCUCCUCGCCUGGAACGUACCAUGAUCUCGGCUCCGCUUGAUGACUUCCGUCAUACCAUGCACAUCGGGAGAGGAGGCGAUGCCUUUGGCGACACCUCCUUCCUGUCUACACACGGACCCGGUAACAACAACACCACCACCACCAGCAGCAGCAGCUCCGACCUCGGUGCUCCAGGGAACAUGACGGCUGUGGACUCCAAGAUACCAAAUAUCAACCAGGGCGAGAUUUCAACCGAUGGCAUGGAAGCCUCAGAGUACAACGAUCUCUCCAGGGAUCACUCAGAGUCGGUGUCUUCAUUCACCUUGGACCUGGACUUGGGUCCCUCGAUCAUGGGGGACGUCCUGGGGGUGAUGGACGGGCUGGGUCUGGACUCCAAUGAGGAGGAUGUGUUCAGUCCCAGCAACAAUACGUCAUUAUCAGAGAUGAAGUCGGGACGAGGGGCGUGCGAGGACCUGUCGGUGUGCGCGCUGAACGAGGUCAACGGAGAGGAGCUUGUUGGAUCGGAGGAGAAGCAGACGAGAGAUACCGGAGAUGGCUCUCAAGCAGAUGGGAAUUGGAGUAAAACGAAGGGGCUGCGACCAAAGGUGAGGUUUAGCGACAAGAGAGAGGAGAUCAUUCGCCAGGCAUCUGAGGAGGAAGAGGGUCAAGGGUUUACCUUUCAAGAAGAAGAAGAUGAGCUGGGCCCUGAGACCCCAACCAAAGGGGAGAAGGGAGCAAACGUUGGGGGUGCAGGAGAGACAGAGUGGACCACACGCAGGGCAGACGUGCCACCCAGCCCUGCCUCUUCACACAGCUCAGACAACAAUGAAUCAAGCCCCUUACAUUGCAGAAGGGUUGAAACCAGCAAUUUUGGGACUGACUCUGAUGAGGAGGAGGAGGAAGUGGGGGAUUGCGGAAGGGGCUAUACGUUUGAAGAUGAGUUUGAUGAUGAAAUUGGUCUAUAGGAGACAACUGGGGGAUUAUAUAUUGUUUCAAUUCAAGAUGAAACAUAAGAGUCAUAUGUCAUUAUUCCGGUGUCCCAAAAAGGGGAUACAAACACAAACUGACUGUUUAUUUUAUGAUGAGAUAGGACAAGACUGAAUUCAGGUUGGACAGUUGAAUCACAUAAGUUUAACAACUGGAAAACUGACUCAUGUUAUAUAUGCAUUUAAAGACGUUCAAACUGUUACAAUCUGCCCAAAGAUAUACUAUUGCUUUGGUUGUUACCAAUAAAAGGCUUAUAGCACUUUGAUAAUGUUGAAACCUGAAUGCUUUAUGGUAGAAAGUGGAAAUUUGCCGACUGUGAUGUAUUCUGUGUCAUUGAAAGAAGGCUAUUUUGAAAAUGGUAGUGUAAUGCGAUGUCCAAAGUUGUUUUAGUUUUUGUACAAAAGUGCCUUAAUAGGAUACAUUAUUCUGUAUUCAUGUCUUAUAACAAUAUUGUUUUUUCCAUCCUGCAUGUUUUUUUACAAUCAGUUAUAUACCAUGACGUUGCAUAAUCUAUAAUCAAAAUGUUCUGAAACCAAAAUUGUUAAGGAAAUACUCCUCCAUUUAUCAAUAAUAACUGAAGUACAUACCACGUUAAUAUCUGCUUACCAAACGUAGCUUAUUUUAAUAGUCGGAAUCGGCAGUUUAAAUGAUUGUAUAAUACCAUAGGCCAACAUAUCAAAUGGUUAAUAUUUCUUUCCUGACCUUUGGAAUUUGCAGUGGGACGAUCUAACGGCUUUGACCUGUCUGUUUGUAGCUUGUCGUUCCAGAAUGUGAUGGGCCUUCCUACUUUUACAUGCCAAUGUAAUCCAUCUAUUAAAGUGUUUACAAAUGCUGUUAAUGGGAGACCUUAAUAAAAACCUCAUUUGUUUUUUA